CACGGACCACGAUGGGGCAGGCAGGGUCGUCGGAAAUCUCGAUCUUCGGAGAGGGCGAAAUGGAGGCCGAGUUCGAAAAGCACGGCGGCAAUGGCAACAUCUCCGUGAAGGAUUUGAUCUCGGACGGAUACGACUUGGUCAUUGACUUGAUCAUUCGGCCGACGCGAGCUAAGUACACCCUGGAUGCCCUCGGUCCGCCAUCGUUUGAGCUCGAGGAUCCACUCACCCAAGCUCCGAUCUACGUGUCUCGCACCGACCGUGUCGUUCUCAACGAACGUCAGCUAGGUCUUGCGUGCACCCAUUGGAACCUACUAGAAGACGACCGCGUGACUGUGAAACCCGCCCCGUGCUUGAUCUAUCUGCAUUCAAACGUCGGGUCACGCAAAGACGCCCUCCGCGUGCGCGACAUCGGCCUCCGCCUCGGGUUUUCCGUGUUUGCGUUCGACUUUUCCGGGUCGGGGCGGUCCGACGGCAUCUACGUGACGAUGGGGUGGCUCGAAUCGAGCGAUCUCAAGUACAUUUUAGACGACCUCGACGCGUGCGACAGCGUGACCAGCAUCGCAUUCUUUGCCCACAGCAUGGGCUGCUACCCGGCGAUCCUCAACGUCGCGAGUCGGUCCCAGCAAACCGCGGAGCUCGCCAUCAAGGGCAGCCCCAUCGACGCCAUCCCCCACAUCUUCCGCAAGUGGAACGUCGAGCCGUACGCCAAGCGCAUCACCGGCCUCGUCUUCGACGGCGCGUACAGCACCAUGGACCAAUGCAUCGACGACCUCGUACUCAAUGUGAAAAACGAAGGCUUUGGCGCGCCCAAGCUCGUGCUCAAGGCGGCCGCGCACUUCAUUCAAAAAUCUGUCGAGAAUCGCACCGGUGUGCGCCUGGAAUUCUUGCGGCCGGUGGACGUCGCGGCCGCCAUCCCGUCGAUUCCGGCGCUGUUCGUGUGCGGAUCCGUCGACAAGUACGUCGGCCCUGCCCACACCCACGAGCUCGCGGCCGCGUACGGCGGGCCGUGCGCCAAAGUCGUCGUCGACGGCGCCGACCACUACAGUCCGCGGCCGACACAAGUGUACCAACUGAGCAUGUUGUUCCUUCGCCACCACCUGACUUCAUCAUCGUCGUCGUCCGCCAUCAACGAAGCGGCAGUCUCAAUGUCGCCGUUGUAUCAGUCCCAGCUCCACACCAUUCUCACACACACUAGCCGCCCGAGUCAACACUAUUCACUACCCACAUCCCCAUCAAACAACAUGACCAGCCCAUCUCUCUCACAUACUUCCAAGUACAUUGGUUCUAUGUGUCGUACAGACAAUGCUGCGUUUUGAGUAGGGGUGCGACGUGGUUGUAUGUGACGUGGUGUGUUUUUCGGUAUUAUUACCAAUAAUUCUCAAUCAGCGAUUGGUCGGCGGCAGGCACGGCGACCCCGCCGCCUCCGGCCGUGCCCCGCCACGACGAGUCGGCCGCGCACCCGCUGCCGCUGCUCGCGUUGGAAGACGUGAUGAGGAACUCGUAGUCCAAAUCGUCGGCUUUGAAAUCAUCCACAAAGUCGUACUCGUCCGCCUUGCGUGCUGUCCUCGUCACCAUGACCGCCGUCGUCGUCACCGCCGCGACGGGGAUCGGGACGGCCAUGUCGGUGGCUUUGUCCGCCUCAGCUCUAGCCACUUCGUCUUCAACAUAUACUUGGUACACUGUUCGUAGCUCGACGAUGGCGCGGUACGGAAACGGGCCCAGGAACGCCUUGUCGAACGCGAGGCGGAGCAGUGUGUCGCAGAAACAGUCGUCUUGUUUGCGCCACUGCGGGGCCUUCCGGUGCGGCGCCAUCAGAUUCGCCAGCGUCCGCGGCGAGAACUUGAGCAGUUCGUACACGUCGAAUGCUUCGUCGGCGGCGACGAUGUCUGGCGCGAGCAGCUUGAGCAGGGUCAGGCCGAGGCGGUGGAUCACCUUGCUGCCUUCCGAGAAGAACACAUCCCACACCCGCAGCGUCGUCUCUAGCGGCAAUGUGUUGACAAAUAGACAUAGAAACCACUUGAAUGUGACCGGCGCCAGGUGGACAUGCAGCGUGUGGAGGUGGUGCGCCACUUGCGGUAGCUUUUGCUCCACCAGCGCCGCAAACACGUACUGGUCGACGCGGGACCCGACCAUAGACUUGGUGUGGUAGCCGGGAACGAGGUCCUCGACGAUGCACGCGAGCACCCAGAAUGCCUCCUCUUCUCCGAGGUACACGAGCAGCAUCGCGCCGAGAAAGUUCAUGCUCUGGCAGUACCCGACCUUGGGGUUCCGCAGGCUGUACAUGGACAGGAGGCGCCGCAGCUCCGAGAUGGACGACUCGCGCUCGUCCCGCGUGUCGGGCUCAUGCGGAAAUGUGCGAUACAGGUCCUUCUCGAUCUCUGUUGUCACGUCCACGCGCACUUCGUCGGCGCGCCACAGAAGCGACUCGUACUGGUCCGCUAUGGCCGCACUGGACCUCUUCUGCGCCGCGCCACUGCACAGCCACCACACCUGACCGCGGUACUCGACGGGAACGCCGGACCGAAGCAUCGUGUCGACCUGCCACUGCCCCAGGGAAAACCCCAUGAACCCCAUGUGGCCCGCGUCCGAGAGACUCCGCCGUCGGAAGCCGGCAUGCUGUUGGAAGUGCGGGUCCGAGAAGCGGUCGGUGAACGACGGCCGGGACUCGUCGGGCGGUGAGCUCGAGAUCGUCGCUUCUUCGAGGGUCCGCUUGCGCCACUUUUGCAGCCAGUCGAGUUCCCAUUCUUUGGACGUAAACUUGUCCUCCCACUUCUUCUUCUUUGCGCACACCAUCGACGUCAUUUCGAUUUCGCGGUUGUGUGAUGAUGGUCCAUGGGUCAAGAACGACGACCCGCGGCCGCGGGACGGCGACGUUGGACUGUCGCAUUCCGACGACGCAUACUCACACCGCAACGACUUGAGACCCACGCAGUCGCACGAAGUAGUCGGAGGUUGCCCAUGUUGAUAAUGAAUCGACGACGCACGAGUUCGUUCGUUGGAGAAAAACCGGCGCUUGGGGGUCGGGGGCGACCCGAAUGCUGCCGCCGUCGGUGUGUGGUAGAUGGAUCCUGUGCGGGCCUUGGUGCGUGGCAAGCUAAACCGCUCCUUCGGUCGCAUGCACUUUAGGAAACUGCCAUGGCUACGUUCGUCUUCGCCGGCUGCGUGAUGGUGAUGUGGUGCCGCUGCCAUCGCUGCUGCACAUGCGCGGCUGGAAAUAGAUACUGUACACCCGUGGACAUUACUGCAGCGCCGGCCACGACGAAUACCUUGC
Aphanomyces astaci is the source of this 3271-nucleotide messenger RNA. RefSeq lists its product as hypothetical. The record is from RefSeq and is a predicted model, not a curated record. The transcript has 3 exons. Bases 12 to 1316 code for a protein of 434 amino acids. NCBI's taxonomy places the organism in Eukaryota, Oomycota, Saprolegniomycetes, Saprolegniales, Verrucalvaceae.